Messenger RNA from Rhinopithecus roxellana (golden snub-nosed monkey), 6247 nucleotides. RefSeq names its product phosphate regulating endopeptidase homolog X-linked (gene PHEX). The record is from RefSeq and is a predicted model, not a curated record. The transcript has 22 exons. Gene Ontology annotation, molecular function: metalloendopeptidase activity. Gene Ontology annotation, cellular component: plasma membrane. The coding region runs from base 692 to 2941 and encodes 749 amino acids. Lineage: Eukaryota; Metazoa; Chordata; Mammalia; Primates; Cercopithecidae. Gene Ontology annotation, biological process: protein processing.
AAUUGCUACUUUGCACUGCACUGGACUAUGACUGAUUUUUGGCACAUGCUAUCAUACACAAAGUUCCUAAAAUAAAAUGCUCCAGGAUAUCCUAGGAACUCUUAGAAGGCUUUAAAAAGGGACUCACGCACUGAAAGAAUAUCUUUGAUGAAGACAAUUCAGGCAAGCAGAAUGAUUCUUGCAACAGAAUUACAUGAUUAAUUGAGAACUUGAAGUGGGUCCGGUGAAUCCUGGCCACCUAACUUAUCAUGAUUUGGGGGAGUUUCACGAGAAUCCAGUUUUGAUAAAACAAUUGUUUCUUUCCCCCCAAGUGACUAUACAUUUAAAUAGCUAAAACAUCUGUUCAGCAACAUAGUAAAACAUGUAUACUCGGAACGCUUGAGAGAAAAGCCUGCCAAACAAUCGGUUGAGAGAGACUUUGCUGAGGGAGAGCACCAAGAUAAAGCAACGUUGUUUGUUUUGUCUAGUCAGGGGGAAAGCCAAGGCAACCAAUAUUUUGGUUUUUAUAAUUUUCAUUUGUGAAGAAUUAUUUGAGAAAGGGUGGCGAGGGGAGAUUUCCUGACGGGAGUUUUUUAAGCUGUCCAUUAGUAGAAGAGCAAGAGAGCCUUGGAUGUCAACACCUCGCUCUUGAGACCAGCCACCAAACCACGAAAAGUGACUUUCCUCUCGUGUGCUCUCUACGGCCCUUCUGAUGGAAGCAGAAACAGGGAGCAGCGUGGAGACUGGAAAGAAGGCCAACAGAGGCACUCGAAUUGCCCUGGUCGUGUUUGUCGGUGGCACCCUAGUUCUGGGCACGAUCCUCUUUCUAGUGAGUCAAGGUCUCUUAAGUCUCCAAGCUAAACAGGAGUACUGCCUGAAGCCAGAAUGCAUCGAAGCUGCUGCUGCUAUCUUAAGUAAAGUAAAUCUGUCUGUGGAUCCUUGUGAUAAUUUCUUCCGGUUCGCUUGUGAUGGCUGGAUAAGCGAUAAUCCAAUUCCCGAAGAUAUGCCAAGCUAUGGGGUUUAUCCUUGGCUGAGACAUAAUGUUGACCUCAAGUUGAAGGAACUUUUGGAGAAAUCGAUCAGUAGAAGGCGGGACACCGAAGCCAUACAGAAAGCCAAAAUCCUUUAUUCAUCCUGCAUGAAUGAGAAAGCGAUUGAAAAAGCAGAUGCCAGGCCACUGCUACACAUCCUACGGCAUUCACCUUUCCGCUGGCCCGUGCUUGAAUCUAAUAUUGGCCCUGAAGGGGUUUGGUCAGAGAGAAAGUUCAGCCUUCUGCAGACACUUGCAACGUUUCGUGGUCAAUACAGCAAUUCUGUGUUCAUCCGUUUGUAUGUGUCCCCUGAUGACAAGUCAUCCAAUGAACAUAUCUUGAAGCUGGACCAAGCAACACUCUCCCUAGCCGUGAGGGAAGACUACCUUGAUAACAGUACAGAAGCCAAGUCUUAUCGGGAGGCCCUUUACAAGUUCAUGGUGGAUACUGCCGUGCUUUUAGGAGCUAACAGUUCCAGAGCAGAGCAUGACAUGAAGUCAGUGCUUAGAUUGGAAAUUAAGAUAGCUGAGAUAAUGAUUCCUCAUGAAAACCGAACCAGUGAGGCCAUGUACAACAAAAUGAACAUUUCUGAACUGAGUGCUAUGAUUCCCCAGUUCGACUGGCUGGGCUACAUCAAGAAGGUCAUUGACACCAGACUCUACCCCCACCUGAAAGACAUCAGCCCCUCCGAGAAUGUGGUGGUCCGCGUCCCGCAGUACUUUAAAGAUUUGUUUAGGAUAUUAGGGUCUGAGAGAAAGAAGACCAUUGCCAACUAUUUGGUGUGGAGAAUGGUUUAUUCCAGAAUUCCAAACCUUAGCAGGCGCUUUCAGUAUAGAUGGCUGGAAUUCUCAAGGGUAAUCCAGGGGACCACAAUUUUGCUGCCUCAGUGGGACAAAUGUGUAAACUUCAUUGAAAGUGCCCUCCCUUAUGUUGUUGGAAAGAUGUUUGUAGAUGUGCACUUCCGGGAAGAUAAGAAGGAAAUGAUGGAGGAAUUGAUUGAGGGCGUUCGCUGGGCCUUUAUUGACAUGCUAGAGAAAGAAAAUGAGUGGAUGGAUGCAGGAACGAAAAGGAAAGCCAAAGAAAAGGCGAGAGCUGUUUUGGCAAAAGUUGGCUAUCCAGACUUUAUAAUGAAUGAUACUCAUGUUAAUGAAGACCUCAAAGCAAUCAAGUUUUCAGAAUCCGACUACUUUGGCAACGUCCUACAAACUCGCAAGUAUUUAGCACAGUCUGAUUUCUUCUGGCUAAGAAAAGCCGUUCCAAAAACAGAGUGGUUUACAAAUCCAACGACCGUCAAUGCCUUCUACAGUGCAUCCACCAACCAGAUCCGAUUUCCAGCAGGAGAGCUCCAGAAGCCUUUCUUUUGGGGAACAGAAUAUCCUCGAUCUCUGAGUUAUGGUGCUAUAGGAGUAAUUGUUGGACAUGAAUUUACACAUGGAUUUGAUAAUAAUGGUAGAAAAUAUGAUAAAAAUGGAAACCUGGAUCCUUGGUGGUCUACUGAAUCAGAAGAAAAGUUUAAGGAAAAAACAAAGUGCAUGAUUAACCAGUAUAGCAACUAUUAUUGGAAGAAAGCUGGCUUAAAUGUCAAGGGGAAGAGGACCCUGGGAGAAAAUAUUGCUGAUAAUGGAGGCCUGCGGGAAGCUUUUAGGGCUUACAGGAAAUGGAUAAAUGACAGAAGGCAGGGAGUUGAGGAACCUCUUCUACCAGGCAUCACAUUCACGAACAACCAGCUCUUCUUCCUGAGUUAUGCUCAUGUGAGGUGCAAUUCCUACAGACCAGAAGCUGCCCGAGAACAAGUCCAAAUUGGUGCUCACAGUCCCCCUCAGUUUAGGGUCAAUGGUGCAAUUAGUAACUUUGAAGAAUUCCAGAAAGCGUUUAACUGUCCACCCAAUUCCACGAUGAACAGAGGCAUGGACUCCUGCCGACUCUGGUAGCUGGGACGCUGGUUUAUGGCAUCCUGAGACAGUUGCACAGUGCCAGCAGAGGCUGCACUGAGCCUUCAUCGCCCAUUGCUUUAGGCCUGGAGACUUUCAUUUUUAGUGCAUUUUCAUUAUUUGGGUAGGUGACCUGCUUGGAUCUAGACAGCAUCUGUUCAGAGUUGUAGGGCUUAUAAAAUGGAAUACAAGCAUGAACCAAGUAUGUGUUUUUAGAAAAUCAAACCAACAAAAAUAAAUCCCUAGGCUACUUUUGUGAAAAUGCUAUCUGCUAAAUUGUUGCUAUUGCCCAUUUUAGUGUGUUAGCCACAGUUAUGUGGUACAUACCAUUUCAAUCUAUAGCUUUGUGGGAAGCCUAAAUUGAUAUAUCCAUUAAAAGUUCAAUCUAUUAAACUUGUAGCCUCUCGAUGAAGACAUGUGCAUGAACACCUGGGAGGGCUUGCUGCUCUACGGAAUGCAGUGCAAGUUUUUAUGGACAGUAAUUACACAGCAUUCCUCAACUCUAAGGUAGUUAAAUUAGAAAUACAUUUGAUCUCCAUUUUACAAUUUUUAUGAAGUUCUUGCCUUCAGAUUUGGAGUCUAUUGGAAUGAAAACGUGUGUCACAGCUUGCAUCUGAUGUAGCAGAUUGCCCUGUUCAAGUCAGCAUAAACAAAGCUGGCAGAAAGGCUACUAGGUAACGGAUUUGAGUUUAUUAAAUAGAAAAAAGGGAAUGAGGAUCUAUCUUUAGAUCCCAGAGGAAGUAAAACCUCCUGGUUACAUAACAGCAGGGAAACUAGGAGAUGAAGAAACUAGGAGAUGAAAUCUCCAAAAUUUUGUCCAAUCUGUAUGAACUGCAGUGAUUGUCUGCUAGACACUUUUUUUAGUCUAAUUCUUGUUUGUUUCAUCAGCUUCAUAUGUGUGCAUUGUACUGGUUUUGAAAUGAGCAGACAUUGAGAAAACAAUUUUCUGAUUCCCCAUUAGGAACAUACGACUUUCACUUCCCUUUAGUGCAAAGGAACAAACAUCACAUUGAGGAGGGAGAAAUGUGCCCUUCUGUUUCAGCUUAAUGUUACCUCUCUUUUAAAAAAUUCUUUUUAAAAAAUUUCUUGAUGACAUUCUGGAAUUUAUUAAUUUAAUUUAAAAUUCCCUGCAUAGUCCAAAUAAACAUAAUUUUUACUCUUCAAGUCAUCUAAAGAGUUAUGAGAAAGAGCAGUACUAUGUGUUUUAUCCUUAGAGCAUUAUCCUUCUAAGUGAACUCCUUUCUUAUUAGUGAGUGUGUGUGUGUGUGUAGGAUAAAAUUGUAAUGGCCUUAAAGUUGUUACCUGGCAUUUUUGGUUUCUUAAAAUAGGCAUCCCCAUACCCCCUUUACAUUAUUCAUUAUACAUGAGGUGCUGGGUUAAGUGGGCCAAUAGGAAAAUCUCAAAAGCAAAAUGACAAAUUCAGAUUAACCACAGGAAGCCAUUUUGUGUCCCUGCGAUUUGUGAUUCUUUUAAAAAUAUAUAUAUGUGUGUGUGUGUGUGUGUGUGUGUGUCAUGUCCUUUUGUAGCCAUGGGAACGUUUGAAGGGAGAAAAAUGGAGGGGCACCAUCAUGAGGAAACAAUUACACUACAUUAGUCAGAGGAGAGCGAUUUUCCCCUUGACUUCUUCCUCUCUGAAUGGAUAAACUUGUGAAGGGCAGCUACCUUCUCCUCCUCUUAACCUGGCUUAAUGUGACCUUAGUUUGUAUUUCUAAAAACAAGCAGUAUUAGGUUGGGAAUGUAUGUGUCUUUUCUCUGGAGGAAGCAUUCUGACUUGGUUUAUAGACAUAUAACAUACUCUGUUUUAUUCCUGCACUUCGGUGUUUAAAAUCAGCUGAGGUUUGUCAUGCUUAUAUGAAUAGUGUUUCCCUUCUAGAUUUCCUUUAGAAACUCCAAAUAAACACAUUCCUGCAGGUCAGAGAAAGUGUUUGAUAAAAGCAUAGAAUUAUGGCUUUGGAAACAGAAAUUAAGUCACUUGUUGGUUUAGCAAAAGUGGUUGGUGAUGAGUUGGGGCCCUCACAGUUUCUAGACAAGAAGCUUACCUUAUCCUGAUUCACUUUACUUGCUGUAACUGUUUUACUGAAAACUGUAGGUAGGAUGUCCGUUACUAAAACAAAGCAAAGCAAAACAAAACAACAAACCAAAAGCAGCAAUACCAAAUCAUCACUACUAGCUAGAACAAUUAGAAGGAUUGAAUUUCCAAAUAUAUGCUCAUGUUUAACUCUUCCAAUUACAUUCUCAUUGUCCUUUCUCUUAGAUACAGAUUGCUAAGAUUAACAGACACUGAUUAAGUGGUAGAAAGAGAAAGGUAAAAUGCAACUGGAAGGGAAAGAAAAAAGUAGGGAGAAGCUGGCCUAUGGAUGUGACUCUGAAGAGAAGACAGGAUUUUGGCAUUCCUUGCUAAGCACAUUCACUGGAGUAGGGCCAUAAAGUUUUUAAAAAAAAAUUAUGGUAAAUUAAAAGGAUAUUAGAUAUUAGAUAUCAGACUAGGGCUGCUAUAAUACAGUUCUCUGAUUCACACACCAGAUGUUCUGCCAGUGAACUAUUGUCUGGGCAUUGGAAGGAGUUAGGGUUUUUGUGUUUGUGAAAAUCUCCUGGAUUAGUAAAAAAUUAUUUUAGAUAUAAAGUGGUUUUAUUUGGGCUCAUGACCAUUGCCCAAAGUAUACUGAGCUUUUCACUAAGUGCUCAGCAUUGGCCUCCUGUUCUCAUUUAUUCAUUUUAUGAGAUGGACUUGGACAUCACUAAUGCAAACACACGAUUCAUAAAUUAUCCUGAAGUUUAUUUAGUGCCUUGCCUCAAUGGAGCUUAAGCAUAGCACAUAAGUUUUAUCUUAUUUAGCCCUGGAGCAUCACUAAGAAGCAGCUAGGAACUAUGGCUUGCCAGACAGAUUAUGCUUGUGCCAGAGAAGUGGAGAAGCCUGAAAUCUCUUGUCAAGUAUCCCACAGGAAGGAAAGGUAGUCUUUGGGCUUUGGUCUACUGACCUGUGGAUUAACCUCUAUCCCUUAGAUUAUCCCAUUUCUAAAUACAUUUAUUCAAUCAGUAUUUCUAUAAUCACUUAGCAUUUGAUAGGCUUCUUCCUUGAUACAUUUAACAUAAUGCCUCAGUUGCAUAUUAAAUUAUGGAAGAAUAUACGAUUGCUUCAUAUAACAACAUUCUCAUCACCAAUGACCGUGUCCUACUGGUUUGAAGAAAGAUGUUCUUGGAUUAUACGUUUUAUAUCUAAAUGGUUAUUGGGAGACUGGUUGUAUUUUCUUCUACUCAUGAAACGAUGUAAACAGUCAUUUUAAGGACAAUAAAAAGUUGGUUGAA